CUGUAUUUGAAAUAAAGGAAGCACAUAUAAUUCGUUAAACAGUCCACACAGUUUCGUAAUACGUCGGCUUUAUAAUCAUGGAAGACGAAAAAGAGAAUUCUUGUCCACGAAUGUAUGGACACCUAUGCAAAUUCCAUUGGCGAGGCAUUGUACUAAUUGUGACACCAUUUCUGUUACUGCCAAUCAUAAUACCAGGCUAUGAGAGACCCUUACGUUGCCUAUAUGUAUUUUCCCUCAUGUCCAUUUAUUGGUUAACAACUGCUGUACCGUUACAAGUGACCGGUUUGUUGCCAUUUGUUUUGCUGCCAUUUCUGGGCCUGAUGGAUUCAACUCCGACGUGUAAACAAUACUUCACGGUACCGUUAGCGAUUUUCAUAGGAGGCGCUAUUGUGGGCCUCAGCAUCGAAUCCAGCAACUUGGGUAAACGCGUGGCUCUCGGUUUACUAACAGUGCUGGGUGUUAGUCCCAAACGCAUUAUCAUUACUCUCAUAUUGACUACCGGGUUUUUCUCGAUGUGGAUGCAGAACACAAUCACUACGGCAAUGAUGUUGCCUCUAGUGAAAGCCGUGCUCGACGAAUUCGAGGCGGGCGGUUUAAAGAUCAAGGAGGACAAAAAGCCCGAACAAGACGAAGAGAAUAGAGAGUCUUCACAUAUCGCCACUGGCUAUUACUUGGCAGUAUGUUAUUCGGCAACGAUUGGUGGCUGUGCAUCACUAAUUGGUACUUCCACAAAUAUAGCAACAAAGGGCCAAUAUGAAAACUUAUUUGUGAAUACCACGGACAUCAUUGACUUUCCCAAAGCGUUGGCAUACAAUAUUCCUUGGGUGCUAGUAGCCUUAGUGCUCUUGUACUUCACACUUUUAAUGACCCAUUUUGGUCUUUUUCGUCCCAAAAGUGUGACCGGUGCGGCACUUUCUAGCUUCACAAAAAGUUCUAACGAAGUUACGACUGCAGUUAAACAGAAAUUUGAGGAUAUGGGUCCGAUGAGCAUUCAUGAAAUUCAAGUUGCUAUAAUAUCUAUACUUAUGAUAUUUUUGCUUACAUUUCAAUCACCUGGAAUUAUAACGGGAUGGGCUGAUCCUAUGAAUAAGAAAGGUUUUAUUAAAGGAGCUACCCCAAUGAUUGCCGUGGUCGUAAUGCUCUUUUAUUUUCCAGCAAGAUAUACAUUUUUCAAAUUCUGCUGCGGCAAGGGUCCUUUUCCCUCCAGCGCUGAGAAACCUUUAUUGUCAUGGAAAUACGUUAAUAACAAUUUCCCUUGGGGGAUCGUUUUUGUACUAGGUAGCGGGUUCGCGCUGUCAAAAAGCUUUAUAGAGUCUGGGUUGUCUCUGUGGCUUGCUGAUAAAGUGUCCACAUUCAAUGGAUUGCCUUUACCGGUUUUACAGUUAUUUUCGCUCUUGGUUUCGGCAUUUUUAACGACAUUUACUUUGAAUACGGGCGUGUGCAAUAUCGUUGUACCAAUUAUAGCUGAAAUUGCACGUAAUGCCCAAACGCAUCCACUAAAUUUGAUAUAUCCAGCUGGCCUGGGUUGCUGUGUUGCUUUCCUUUUACCAAUUAGUACGCCACCUAACGCCCUUGUAGCAGAACAAGCCAACAUAAGCUGGAAGAAAAUGUUUGUUGGCGGCCUAAUUCCCACGUUUACAACCAUAAUUCUCAUCUAUCUGAAUUCUUUAUCUUGGCACUUCAUUGUAUUUCCAGCAACUAAAGAUUAUCCUGCUUGGGCUGAUCUUCAGAAGAAGUAAAGACAAACUUUUAACGUUUCUCACACAUUCGAAUAUUUUAUACAUUUCAA
This is a messenger RNA of Bactrocera latifrons, 1789 nucleotides long. Its product is annotated as protein I'm not dead yet-like. NCBI's taxonomy places the organism in Eukaryota, Metazoa, Arthropoda, Insecta, Diptera, Tephritidae. The transcript has 13 exons. The coding region runs from base 78 to 1739 and encodes 553 amino acids. The record is from RefSeq and is a predicted model, not a curated record. Gene Ontology annotation, biological process: citrate transport; monoatomic anion transmembrane transport. Gene Ontology annotation, cellular component: membrane. Gene Ontology annotation, molecular function: succinate transmembrane transporter activity; citrate transmembrane transporter activity.